GCCUAGCAAUAUUCUACUGGAUCAAGACAUGGUUGGGCAUGUUUGUGAUUUUGGAAUUGCAAAGUUGUUGGGAGAUGAAGAAUCUGUGGUACAAACAAAGACUCUUGGUACAUUUGGAUAUAUUGCCCCAGAGUAUGGACUGGAAGGAUUGAUUUCAACAAGUAGUGAUGUUUACAGCUUUGGGAUUAUAUUGAUGGAGACAUUUACAAAAAGAAAGCCUAAGGAUGAGAUGUUUACAGAAGAAUUAAACCUCAGGCGUUGGAUACAAGAAAGCUCACCAGAUUCUGUGAUUCAGGUUAUAGACACAAAUUUGCGUCAUCCUGAAGAUAUAUUGGUACAAAGGAAGAUUGAAUGCAUAUCAUCUAUCUUGCAACUUGGUUUAAGUUGUACAACAGAUGCUUCUGAGGAGAGAAUAAACAUGAAAGAAGCUCUAGGAGCAUUGCAGAAGAUCAAACUUCAGUUUAUCAAAGAUAUCACACCUUGAAG
Molecule: messenger RNA, 486 nt
Organism: Coffea eugenioides
Lineage: Eukaryota; Viridiplantae; Streptophyta; Magnoliopsida; Gentianales; Rubiaceae
Product: probable serine/threonine-protein kinase At1g01540
Exons: 2
Coding region: 29-484 (151 amino acids)
Biological process (GO): protein phosphorylation
Molecular function (GO): ATP binding; protein kinase activity
Source: RefSeq, a predicted model, not a curated record